Messenger RNA from Marmota flaviventris (yellow-bellied marmot), 4870 nucleotides. RefSeq names its product tripartite motif containing 9 (gene Trim9). The record is from RefSeq and is a predicted model, not a curated record. NCBI's taxonomy places the organism in Eukaryota, Metazoa, Chordata, Mammalia, Rodentia, Sciuridae. Gene Ontology annotation, cellular component: cytoplasm. Gene Ontology annotation, molecular function: protein binding; zinc ion binding.
UCUGUGGCUUCUCGGAGCGGGCUUAACGCCAAAAAGCCCUGUGGAAACCCAGGCUUGGAGAAGCGCCCACUCAGGCUUCCAGCAGCGGAAAAAGGGGUGUCCUCCGCUCUGCGCAGCACUUGCCCCUGGUGGGUCGGCGCCGGGAUCUGAGCUGGAAGCCAAACGCCUCUUGGCAAGAGGCAUCAGCCCCCUCCGCCGGCUCACUCGCGGCGGGAGGGGUUUCUCACGCCCCCCUGCUCCUGGGCGACUGCACCGGAGGUCUGAAGGAAGCAGGGCGAGGGAUGAGUCAUCCCGCCUAAUUUCUCCUUCCCGGUCCCUAGCCUCCGCACUCCGGCCCCCUCCUGAGAUCAUGCAGCCGCGAGCGAACACUCCCCUCACCCGCACAGUUCACCACCAAACCCCCAGUGGCCUGCGGAGGAGAGGAGAUAGACAGGGCAUUUGGCCAAUGAUAGCCCUGCUCUCUCGCCCACUGUCCAAUGAGCCUUGACUCACAGGCGGGGCGGGACUAGGAGGGCAGCUGGGGGCGGUCCUGGGCUGGCGCGCGGCACAGCGGCUCCGCGGCUCACAGAGCUAGAGCAUCGCAGGGAGUCGGCGCCAAGGCGACGCGGGAAGGCGCCACCACCACCGCGGUCGCCGCCGCUGUCGCCGCUGGCCAAGGUGCUGGACACGACAGGCCCGUCGGCCAUCUCACCAGCUGAGGAACCCGUUGCUGCAGCUGCUGCUGCCUCGUUUCCAGCCAGUUCCCCAUGGAAGAGAUGGAAGAAGAGUUAAAAUGCCCCGUGUGUGGCUCCUUCUACCGGGAGCCCAUCAUCCUGCCCUGCUCUCACAAUCUAUGUCAGGCGUGCGCCCGCAACAUCCUGGUGCAGACCCCGGAAUCUGAGUCCCCCCAGAGCCGUCGGGCCUCCGGCUCUGGGGUCUCCGACUAUGACUACCUGGACCUGGACAAGAUGAGCCUGUAUAGCGAGGCGGACAGCGGCUAUGGCUCCUACGGAGGUUUCGCUAGCGCCCCGACUACCCCGUGUCAGAAGUCCCCCAACGGCGUCCGUGUGUUUCCCCCGGCUAUGCCUCCACCACCCACCCACCUGUCACCGGCCCUGGCCCCGGUGCCCCGCAACUCCUGUAUCACCUGCCCGCAGUGUCACCGCAGCCUCAUCCUAGAUGACCGGGGUCUACGCGGCUUCCCCAAGAACCGCGUCUUGGAAGGGGUAAUUGACCGCUACCAACAGAGCAAAGCUGCGGCCCUCAAGUGCCAGCUCUGUGAGAAGGUGCCCAAGGAGGCCACCGUCAUGUGUGAACAGUGCGACGUCUUCUACUGCGAUCCGUGCCGUCUGCGCUGCCACCCGCCCCGGGGGCCGCUAGCCAAGCACCGCCUGGUACCCCCGGCCCAGGGCCGCGUGAGUCGGCGACUGAGCCCUCGAAAGGUCUCCACCUGCACAGACCAUGAGCUAGAGAACCACAGCAUGUACUGCGUGCAGUGCAAGAUGCCCGUGUGCUACCAGUGCUUGGAAGAGGGCAAACACUCCAGCCACGAAGUCAAGGCUCUCGGGGCCAUGUGGAAACUGCACAAGAGCCAGCUCUCCCAGGCACUGAAUGGAUUGUCAGACCGGGCCAAGGAAGCCAAGGAGUUUCUGGUGCAGCUCCGCAACAUGGUCCAGCAGAUCCAGGAGAACAGUGUGGAGUUUGAGGCCUGUCUGGUGGCCCAGUGUGAUGCCCUCAUUGAUGCCCUCAACAGAAGGAAAGCUCAGCUGCUGGCCCGUGUCAACAAGGAGCAUGAGCACAAACUGAAGGUGGUUCGAGAUCAGAUCUCUCACUGUACGGUGAAAUUACGCCAGACCACAGGUCUCAUGGAGUAUUGCUUGGAGGUGAUUAAGGAAAAUGAUCCUAGUGGCUUUUUGCAGAUUUCUGACGCCCUCAUAAGGAGAGUGCACCUGACUGAGGAUCAGUGGGGGAAAGGCACGCUCACUCCCAGGAUGACCACGGACUUUGACUUGAGUCUGGACAACAGCCCUCUGCUGCAGUCCAUUCACCAGCUCGACUUCGUGCAGGUGAAAGCUUCCUCUCCAGUCCCAGCAACACCCAUCCUACAGCUGGAAGAGUGUUGCACCCACAACAACAGCGCUACCCUGUCCUGGAAACAGCCACCUCUGUCCACGGUGCCCGCCGAGGGAUACAUUCUGGAGCUGGAUGAUGGCAAUGGUGGUCAGUUCCGAGAAGUGUAUGUCGGAAAAGAGACAAUGUGCACUGUGGAUGGUCUUCACUUCAACAGCACAUACAACGCCCGAGUCAAGGCCUUCAACAAAACAGGAGUCAGCCCAUACAGCAAGACCCUGGUCCUCCAGACGUCCGAGGUGGCCUGGUUUGCUUUCGACCCUGGCUCUGCACACUCGGACAUCAUCUUCUCCAAUGACAACCUGACAGUGACCUGUAGUAGCUAUGAUGACCGGGUGGUCCUGGGGAAGACUGGCUUCUCCAAGGGAGUUCACUAUUGGGAGCUAACGAUAGAUCGCUAUGACAACCACCCGGAUCCUGCUUUUGGCGUAGCUCGCAUGGAUGUGAUGAAGGAUGUGAUGUUAGGAAAGGACGACAAAGCUUGGGCAAUGUAUGUGGACAAUAACCGGAGCUGGUUCAUGCACAACAACUCGCACACCAACAGAACGGAGGGAGGAAUCACAAAAGGGGCCACCAUUGGUGUCCUCCUCGACUUAAAUAGAAAGACCUUGACAUUUUUUAUCAACGAUGAACAGCAGGGUCCCAUAGCAUUUGAGAAUGUGGAGGGCCUUUUCUUCCCUGCUGUCAGCCUAAACAGGAAUGUGCAGGUCACACUUCACACUGGGCUCCCGGUUCCUGACUUCUACUCCAGCAGAGCAUCCAUAGCCUAAGGAUGUGCUGUGGAGGCACCAGCUGCCUGUUUCCUCUGCCUGAGAGAGAGAGAGAGCAAAUCAGCAAGGAGCUCCGCCAGCUGCGGCCAAGUUCAGAGUUGGCAGAAGAGGGAGAAGGAGGAAAGAACAGCUGGUCCUCUAGAGCUCUGCCCCUUUCCCUCCAGCCUCUCCACCCUCGCCAUGCCUGUGUGCGCUUCCACGUCUAGCAAUCUAACCAACAAAGGACCUAGACAGCCCACCACCUCACUUCCUUUCCGCUCCCAGGUUUUGCUUUUAUUUAACUUAGUUUUUUUAUAUAGGUGAGUUCACUCCAUUUCUUUUCUGAACUUGAUAUCGGUGACUUACAGAACUGGUACUGCCGAGAAAAAAAUUCUCCUAAUAACCUUUUUCUUAAGCUUUCAGUCAAACAAUGAGGUUGUAGAAGGAGGUAGAGAAGAAUGAGCUGAAUUUAGAACUUUGCAGUUUACCUCCUAGAACGUUCUUGCCCUCAUACCUCUCAUGCAGUGCUAGGUCUGCAUAGCUAACCUUUGAGAGGUGGGCAGAGUGAGUCUAUCAUGGAGAAGUUUUACUACCCAUUGAAGCACAAAAAUAUCAACUACACAGGUUCACAGCAGGGUAGGAUCAUUAGGAUAGCCCAAUCAGUAGGACAGGCCAGCAACCCUGGCCACUAUAUGAACCUGGAAAGUCUCUAGACAGGGGCAGACCAGGGGAUUUCAUGAUUUGGUUCAUUUAUUUAAUGCAAGUUUUUAAUUGAGAAACUACUAUGGACCAGGCACUGUUCCAGACACUAGAACCCUAGGUUCUAGACACUGUGGAAACAUGGGAUGAACAGACAGGCAUAGCCUCUGCUCCAUUGGAGCUUAUAUUCUAGUUGGAGAACAAGGCAAAAAUUAAGUAAUUACAAAUUGUUUUAAGUACCAGAAAGGAAGUAGACAAAGGUCAAAGAGCCUUAUCAGGAAGGUCUUUCAGGCUCCCUAGUUGAUGCUAAAAACCCACACAUUCUGGCCAUCACACCAGAAAUGUACCAACUCAAUGCCUUUUCAACUGCCCUCUUUUAAUUAUGUCCUGCUGCUACUCAUCACAGAGCCCUUCUUUGGUAGAAAUGACAUCAUCAUUCUUAGAUACCAAGCCUUAAAAAACAGUUAAGAAAUAAAAGGUGAGCAGAGGGCAGAAGGCCCAUGCUCGGUAAUGGGGGAACUUAAGUUGCGGUCCACAGCAUUCACACUCUCAGGAUAAACAUCUACCUGUGUGCUACCUGUGCCUAUUACAAACGAAAACUCCAUCCACUCUGCUGCCAUCCACAGCCCGACUUUCUGGGGUAGUUCAAAUAAUGUUUGGAUAAGAUUUUUGUUACUAGUUGUUACUAAGACUGACGGCAGAAUAAUAAGGCUUAUUACUUCUAUAGAGGGAGAUGCUUACCCUUCAGAUUCUUUAGUUUGACAUGAAGUUUUAGAAAGUGUAGGACCUGGAGGAAAAAGGUCUAGUUGGUUGUCUAGAUAUUUUCCAGCGAGCCAAGAAUAUCACCAUGAAAAAAUUAAAAAACAAGAAUAACAAACAGAAGGGGAAAAGGUAAGAAGGGAAAGCUAAUAAAGUCUUGGCAAAAGGUGAUAUAUGUAAAUAGCUACUUUACUAUUAUUUACUUUUGUGCUUCUUUUACUUAGAUUAUUUCUAUCAGUUAUAAUGUUUUUCUAAUUGGAAGCUAAUUUAUUGAACGGGUGCUAUCCUAUCUAUCCGUCUUGGUUUUCCAUGGCUACACAAACACUGUUGCAGGACAACACUGGUUUGAUAUUUGAUUUGUGCUCCAAUGAGACUCGAUGGCUGGGCCGCUGUAGACUCAUAGUUGUUCUCAUUCUUUAUUAAAUUCAUCCUGCUAAUUAGAUUUCUAGUGGCUCAUAACACAUAGUUUACACUGAAUUGCAAUGAUAGAUGCAUAUGGCUACUGUACUAGAAAAAAAAUCAUUUCCUGUGCCAAUAAAUGAUUUUUAUGAAAG